UACCAUCGCAUUAUUCCAUUACGAUAAAUAACCGGACAGCCAAUCGUUCUUCGGCGUUACUUCCCCGGCUAUUGGGAACACUUUUCCGUCGGCCAGAUCAACACUUGUUUAACGCGGUCGCUCGGGACCGUGUCUCUCUUGUCACGCGUUUGUCGCCUUCGUCGCAAUAACGGCUGUCGUCGUCGUCGUCGUCGUCGAGGUUCCUCCCUCCGCGGGAUGCAUACCUCCGGCGAUUCUAUUAUUAUAGUCGCGUACUUCCUCCUCGACAUAUUUAUACUCGUGCGGACAGAUUUCGCGGCCGGUUUCUUUCCACGAUCAGAGCCGUUUAAAUUUAAUAGGCUGUCUGUUCCGACGCUUAAUCAUCAUCGAAACCUUUACUUUGCGAUUACCACAAGUUAUCGACUUCAAUGUCAGGAACCACUGACAGAUCUGAGGCGUGUUAUGAAAUUGCUGCCACCAAUUCAAAUAUCGCAGCUACCGCCAGUUUCCGCCGCAGGCGGAAUGGCCGGAAUGGAACCUCGGCUACCCCCGGCUAUAUUGCCUUUCGGUCCGGAUUGGGCCCUCUGGAGGACUCAAUAUGGACCUACGAUGGGUUUCCCGCCUACGCAUCCACCACCCAGUCCUCUUUUGGAUUUUAAAACUCAUCUACCAACAAGUUUAGUGUCCGACCCUAGACUGUGGUCGCGGGAGGACGUAGCGGCGUUCCUGCGGUGGGCCGAACGGGAAUUUGACCUGCCACCGUUCGACAUGGACGUAUUCCAAAUGAACGGCAAGGCCUUAUGCCUGCUGACCAAGGCCGAUAUGGGCGAGAGAUGUCCAAGUGCCGGCGACGUGCUGCACAAUGUGCUAACCAUGCUACGCGAGCACAAUCAGCUACAAAGAUGCCUGCCGAGCAGCCCGGUGACACCGACCAGACAGUCCACAUAUCCGCUGAGUCCACAUUCGCAUCCGCCUACGCCAACGUGGACGACGGACACACCGCCAUAUGCCACGAAUCUCGCAUCGCUAAUGUCGGCCAACUCGGUGACGCUAUCACCGGCGCCGUCCGUGGACAGUCAGUCGGGUUCACCUAGCCACGCGACCGAUGCGAAUCAGACACAGGUCUACAAGAGCGACUCGGACGAGGACAACACUCAUCAAGUAUCGAGUGGCAACAGUAGUCCACCAGCCACACCGACUGCCCUAACGGCACAGAGGCUCAGCGAAGUAAGCGUCAAGGAUCAACCAAGUCCAACGUUACCGCAUCAGUUGAUGCCAUUGACGCCUGGUGCAUUCCGGUCGACUGCCGCCAGCGCAACCAGAGAAUUUUUCCCCAGCGAUUCGUCAGAACCCAACACCAACGGAAGACUACUCUGGGACUUCCUUCAGCAAUUGCUGAACGACCCCGGGCAACGGUACCAGCAUUACAUCUCGUGGAAAAGUCGGGAAACCGGCGUCUUCAAGAUUGUCGAUCCACCUGGUCUGGCGCGACUCUGGGGCAUCCAGAAGAAUCAUCUCUCUAUGAAUUAUGACAAAAUGAGCAGAGCUUUACGUUAUUACUACCGCGUGAAUAUACUUAGAAAAGUCCAAGGCGAACGACAUUGUUAUCAAUUUCUGCGUAACUCAGUCGAGUUGAAGAAUAUCAAGAACAUAUCAUCAUUGCGCCAUCAGAUGAGAAUAAAGUCGGAACCGGAAGAAGAGAGAGCUCUCUCCGGAAGUCCCGAGGCGGAGCCGGAAGCGGACAUGCCAACAGAUCUCUCGAUGUCCAGUAUGAGCCAGCCGUCGGGUGAACAACAGCAGCAGCAGCCCCUGUCGCUACACGAUCCACCUGCCAAGUACAGAAGUCACGCGUACAAUCUCAUUAAGACCAAUCAGGAACCGGAAGAGAGGAAGUGACGCGGGACCUAGCGAUGGUAGGAACGCAAUGAUCGUGCGUAAUCGCACCACAACAGACUGGGAACCAGCGGCGAAAUGACCUCGACGUAAGAAGGGUUCCAUAUUGGCAACCGAUCGACGGAUUACGGAAUGAAUUUGAAGAUUAAUUAAGUAAGCAUCAACUCCGUCCAGUUCGUCGGUUUGUGGAUAAGAAAAAAGUGGUACCAUCCGCACAAAAAUACCCGAAACCUUCGAGAAAGAAUCCGAAAAGCGUAAUUCGUUGAUGAAACUUGGGGAAAAUACGACGAAGACAAGAUCUAAUUUCGAAAUUCAGUGGUUGUUGAUAUAAAGAAGUGUGCUGACGAUUUUUCCGAAUGCAAUCAUUAAUAUGUAAGUAUGUUGUAAGACGUUUGAAAUGUAAAUUACAGGACAAAACGUGAUAAAACCUAUAAUAUUAAGAAUGCGAGACUCCGAGAAUAUAAGCGUUAGAAGAUAAACGAGCAAUCAUUUAUUAAAUUCGCAGAGGCACAUUGGCGCUCUAGGGAUGAGGGAUUCUUUCAAAGAUCAGGAAAUUAAAUUUUAUGCUCUAUAUGCCCAGCUUUUUGUUUAUCAGAGAGUCCAAGUUGCAAGAAUUCUCGUGUAAGAAUUUUUUCCACUUCCAUUAUUAUAAAGGUGCGUUAAGAAGCGCAAGAAAAGUUGCCCUCAUAUAGAUUCGCGUUAAGUGCUGAUAACGACAGACACUUCGAUAUGAAGUUAAAUCUUUGUGGAUAUUUCAUCCUAUUCUUUUCCUCGCUCUCUUCGCGGGAUAAAUUAUUCACAUACUGAACAAUUUCCUUUCCACUUUUUCAACAAGAUGUGUAUGAGACAUCUUGGAUGCACUUAAGAACACACGACGAUUCAAUGUACAAAGAAUGCCAGAAGGAGAACUGUUACCAGAUCUUUCCGUUCUUUACAAGUUUCUUUUUUCUCUUAAUCUUAAGUGUAUACUAUUAUAUAUUCUGUGAUGUGCAACUUUUUUGGCAAAACGUAGUCCAUGUUCGAAAAUAAGGUCGACCUUAAAGAGAGACUUUAUUUGAUUUAAAACAUUCAAUGUAAAUACAUCACAGAAAAAUUAAUGUUUUUAUAGUUUCCGAAGUACAAAGAGCUUGAUAAAAUCUGUUUACGACAGUUCAAUAAUUAUAUAUCUUACAUAGAUUAGAUCUUGCAAGAAUUCUGAAUGAAACUUUAACUGGAUUUUCUCAAGCUCUUACUGUAUAUGCGCCGAAACGGUUCUCCGUUACUUCACGUAUUUGUGCCAAGAAUAUUUGCUGCUUAAUAAGAGGACGUUUAUGUAUUUAGUCGAUUGUUCCAAAAAAAAACCUAUAUCAUGAUUUUGGAACCAAUACUGUGUAUCCCUUAUACUCGAUGUAUGCGUUAUAUUAAAAACGUGUCACAAUCGAGAGUCGUAUAAUCGAUUAUACGUUGUAGGAACUUGUAUAUAAACUGAGUUGAAUUAUUGAACUGAGGUAAUGAAUUGUAAAUGCAAAUGAAAGCUAAGAUGAAUAUUAAGAGUAGUGCAAGAAUUUUAUGAAAAUUCGGGGCCAGAGUUAGAAUAUAUAAAUUUAUCUAUAGAAAAAAUAUAUAUUUUACUAUCAAAAUUUAUAUUCGAAAUUUCUAUGUUUGUUGCCUGUGUGAUUGUGGCUUACAUUCCACGACUCUUUAUCCGAGGUUUGUCUACGAGAUAAAUUACGAAAGUCCGCAGAAAAAAUAGAGAAAACGUGAGAGAAAACGAGACGCAUAUACAAUUAGGAAACAGAUUUUAAGAAGAUUGCUAAUUGUAUUUUUCCACUUGAAGAUAUAAAACUAAAAAUAUAAAUUUGAAAAAGUAUGUAAGAGAAUUAAAAUAUGAGUGUGAAC
Molecule: messenger RNA, 3750 nt
Organism: Monomorium pharaonis (pharaoh ant)
Lineage: Eukaryota; Metazoa; Arthropoda; Insecta; Hymenoptera; Formicidae
Gene: aop
Product: ets DNA-binding protein pokkuri
Exons: 5
Coding region: 217-1875 (552 amino acids)
Biological process (GO): regulation of transcription by RNA polymerase II; cell differentiation
Cellular component (GO): nucleus
Molecular function (GO): DNA-binding transcription factor activity, RNA polymerase II-specific; sequence-specific DNA binding
Source: RefSeq, a predicted model, not a curated record